Dissoconium aciculare CBS 342.82 is the source of this 1758-nucleotide messenger RNA. RefSeq names its product DUF1716-domain-containing protein. Lineage: Eukaryota; Fungi; Ascomycota; Dothideomycetes; Mycosphaerellales; Dissoconiaceae. The coding region runs from base 1 to 1758 and encodes 585 amino acids. The record is from RefSeq and is a predicted model, not a curated record. The transcript has a single exon. Gene Ontology annotation, cellular component: spliceosomal complex.
AUGACCAACAUCGAUGACUUGUUCAAGAAACCCGGAUUGCCCAUCGGAUCAGCAAAACGCAAACUGGAAGUUCCUGACGCUCACGAAGUGUACAAAUCAACAAAAGUGUCGAAAGAUGCAUCGCCAAACGGUCGCCAGGCGCAUGCUGCGUCUGUGGACGAUGACGAGGAAGACCUAGAAGCAGGUCCAGAACUUCCUCCAGCUGAAGACGACAACGGCGACGACGAUGACGGACGGUUCUUUGGGACUGGGAUGACUCGAGAGGCGGUGGAUGCAUUGGACUACAUUGACGAGCAAGAGGAUGCGGAGCUGCAAGAGGAGAAGAUUGAUUCUGCGUGGUUGCGGAGGCUGGCAACAAGCUUUGAAAAGAAAAUCACGAAAAAUGCAGAGCUACGAGCACGGUACGAGAGCGAUCCGGAGAAGUUCAUGGCAUCAGAAGCAGAGCUCGAUGCAGAGAUCAAGACUUGGAGUCUCCUUAGCGAGCAUACGGAGUUGUAUGGAGAAUUUGCUGCAUCAGGGACGGCGGCUAGCUUGGUUGGGCUACUCGCGCACGAGAACACAGACAUCGCCAUAGGCGCAAUCGAAAUCAUUUCCGAGCUCCUAGAUGACGAUGUUCAGAUCGAGCCGCCUCAAUGGGAUGCCCUCACUACUGCGUUAUUGGACUCAGACCUUCUGGAACUUUUGAUGAGUAAUCUUUCGAGACUCGACGAGGACAAUGAAAGCGACCGGAGCGGUGUAUAUCACAGUCUAUCAGUGUUGGAGCACCUCGCAAGUCAGGAAGCCGUCGCCGAGAAAGUGGGACAAGACAAUGUCCUCGAUUGGUUGUGCAAGAGAAUCGCGAGAGCGGAGUCUCUUAUGAGCCAGAAUCAGCAGUAUGCAGCAGAGGUACUACAAGUCCUACUUCAAUCGUCACAUGUCGUACGCAAGCGACUCACGACCGACAAAAUCGACGGUGUUGAUCUUUUCCUGCGACUGGUGGCCAGAUAUCGAAAGCGCGACCCGCCAAAGGACAGCAACGAGGAGGAAUUCACCGAAAACAUAUUCGACGCUUUAGCCUGUGUUGUCGAGAUCUCGGAGGGAAAGACGAAAUUCGUACAGUGUGAGGGUGUGGAGCUCUGUCUGCUGAUGCUCAAAGAUGCGAGCAAGAGAAUCGCAUGUCGGGCGACCCAGAUUCUCGAUCAUGCCGCAGGUGGGCAGAGCGUUGAAGCAGUGGCAGUGUGUCAGAAGAUCAUCGAAGCUGCUGGGCUGAAGCCGCUGUUCGCGGCUUUCAUGAAAUCAAAUGACCACGAACUCAUCGAGCAUCUUCUCGGCAUCUUCUCAGCAUUCUUGCGCGUUCUCCCAGGGGACUCGGCCGAAAGAAUUCGGACUCUGGCAAAGUUCGCCGAGAAGGAUUACGCAAAGGUCGCGAAGUUACUACAGCUACGCAAAGAGUACGUCCAGAGGGUCGAAAAGACAGAGAAAGAUCUACGAGCCGAUCAGUCGUUGCUCGACGAAGACGAGAUCGAGGAGAGAGAAGUCGAAUGGUACCUUUAUAAAUUGGACGGAGGUCUCUACCAUCUGCAAAUCGUCGACACCAUCCUUGCAUGGCUCAUAGCAGAGAGUGCCGAUGUUAAAAUCAAGGUGAAGGAGCUGCUCAAUGAUGGUGUCGCAUCCAUCCGUGCAUCCCUAGAAACCCAGCGCGACAAUCUCGACAAAGACAUAGCGGACAACAAUGACACUCGAGAAAUGCUUGAUACACUCAUCAGCUUUCUCGAAUGA